AUGGCCGGGGCGAUGCUUCCACCGAAAGCGCCAGCGAAGAAGAGAAGGAGGACGUCCCCAGUUGGAAAGACAGCAUCAACUACUCACGUGGUCUUUCUCGUCGACAACUCUGGGAGCAUGGAGUGCGAGAACAGAAUCCAGAUGGUGUUUGAUGCGGUGCAGAAUCUCCUGCAAGCAAUCUUGGGAAUGGAUGGAAUCGUUUGUUCUCUGGUGACCUUUGACGACACCUUCAAGGUGUGCUUUGAGAGGCGGGAAGUGGACCAGCGUCUGCAAGAAUUGGUGCGGGAAGUCUGCAAGGCGACUCGACCGAAGGGCACCGGGCGAUACCUGCAAGCCCUCGCAGCCUUCCGAAGCUUGGUAUCCGGCGGAAUGACGAUUGGCAUCCUUCUGAGCGAUGGUGAACCUACCGAAGUGAUUUGGGAGCACCGUCCCACAGCCUGUAUUGAAAAUGUUAUGCGGGCAAUCCGUCAGGAAUUUGGCAACAUGUGUAUUUUGCACACGGUUGGCUUCGGUGAUUUUGGCAUGUCGAUGCUGCAGAGCUUGGCACUCCUUGGUGGCGGCACAUUUCAUGAUUGUCAAGUCGUUCAUGAACAGUUGCAGUCCAUAUUCGGCCAGCUAGGUACUUCGGUGUCUACUCUUCACGGCUCACUGCUCGGCUUUGGCGAGGAGGCCCUGACCCGCGUUCCUGCAAAGGACCUAGAGCCACCCGACGCAUGGCGAGGGAGCGCAUCCGAGCUCCGAAGCCGCGCUCGGCCGUGCUGGGCCUGGCUGAUGAUACAGAGAGGGGAGGAGGAACUGCGUGCGUGUGGAGACGCCCGCCUCGUGUAUCUGCAUCACCAGCCAUUUGCACAGGGGGCGCUUCGAUAUGCCUUUCAUGCCCGGAGUGCACACUGGUACUCUGAAGAUGCGGUGUCCGGCUCUAGAUUUCAUUUAGUCGUGAAGGAAAGCAAGUUUGUCGCAAAGCACAGGGCCGAGGAUGUGCACAAGUUCUUUCUGCAAAACCAUCGUCGGGCGCAGGAAUUUGCCAAAGCUUUCAAUGCUGCCAUCGACAAAGUCAAGGAGUCGGAGUGUUCCAAGGUGAGGUUUGUUCCAGCUUAUGUCCUCAAGAUCAGCGACGAGGCACAAGACUCUGGGUGCCGCUACGUCACAGCCGAACGCUACAUCCCAGGCAGCUACGUCAAGUUGAAUGGCAAUGAUGGCUUUGUUGGCUCUCAGAGCGGCCAGGCUGCAGAGGUUGCUGCCGCAUUCAGCCACUUCACUUUUCAAGACUCCGGAGGUCAGGAGCUGUGCGUUGAUAUUCAGGGAGUUGGAACGACUUGGACCGAUCCGCAGAUUCACAGUUUGCAGAAGCAGUUCGGUAUUGCUGACUUGGGCCGCCGUGGUAUGGACAUGUUCUUUAUGUCUCACAGAUGUGGUGUCCUUUGCCAGAAGCUGCUUCUUUCCACGCCUGGUAUUUUGCAUGGAGAUGAAGAUCGACCAUCACGGCAGCCUUGCGUGGUCUGUUUGGAUGGCCCUCGUCGGAUGUUAUGCCAGCCUUGCCGGCACCUGUGUCUGUGCGAGGCUUGCGCUGUGGGCUUGCACAGGUGCCCGAUCUGCAGGGAUCCCACCACCUCUAUCGUUUGGGUUGCUGACGAGCAGUCUGGGGUGUCGUCGACAUAUGUACGCGAAUCCGAGCUAGAUCGGAUGCGGCAGGUGGUGCAUUGA
Symbiodinium sp. CCMP2592 is the source of this 1704-nucleotide messenger RNA. The record is from the annotation of a GenBank genome assembly. Lineage: Eukaryota; Dinophyceae; Suessiales; Symbiodiniaceae.